CCAAAAUGUCACAAAUUGGCGCAGUUCUUGAUAUCUGCAAGUUUAGUGGUCCAGACCACUCUCAAAUGGAAGUGGAUAAGGACCUAGAAUCCUUAUUUGAAAGUGUACAGCAGGAUGUGGAAGAACUCCAGCCCCUUGGGAUAAUCUCCUUCAUUAGUGACUCAAGGGACCAGAAUUGUGUGCUGAUCCGUAACCUUUUUGAAGAAGUCAUGUUUGACAUUGAACCUUCAGAGUCUGCAGUCCAGAUCUUCACCUCUCCUGUAGAUGUAGAGGAUAGCAAUGGAGUCAAUAUCAAAGCAUUCAUUAUUAGCUGAGUUGUUAACGAUGAAGAAAGUGAUCUAAAUAACACGAUCAUAGCAUUUCUGACCAUGAUUAGCAGCUAUAUGGUGCUUAAUUUUAGAGAGAAUACUACACAAAGCUUAAAACAACAGCUGGUGAAUAUAAGCGAUCUGGUAUUCUCCCUACAAGAGAAUGCAGGGUUUGAGAGCGAGCAAGGCCUAGUUGAAACCUUGCCAAACCUCUUGGUGAUUAAUCAAGAUGAAAACCAAGCUAAUUCAUGGGACACUUUCCAAACUUCAGUCCAAGCUUUGUUGGCUCCAGAGGGGUCUGAGAAAAUAGAUCAUUUAGAGCUAAUUGCUGAGAAAGAUAUUCUACAUUGAUCAGAUUUAGACUCUAUUACACCUUUCUCGGAAGAUGUUCAGAAUAUCAGAACCAAGCUGUGUUCAUCAACCAGACCGAUUAGACUAGGAGGGUACUGAGUUAAUUGGAGGAUGCUUUUUGUAGAAAUAGAGAUUAUCUGUCAAGCCCUUAACUCUUCCUCCAUCCCUAACUUCCAUGAUAUGUUCUUGGAUUUAAUCAACAAAGAGGUCAAUGCUAACAUCGAAGAGGCAAAGCAUGUCUUUCAGAUAGAGUUUAGUGACAACUUAAUAGAAGGCAUGGAGGAAACUCAGAUUGACAAAUUAUAUCAGACCACUGCUGGAAUGGUUAUGAAACAUUUCAGAGCCAACCUUGAUCCAUAUCUCAACGUUGGCGAAGAGAUCGACCAGCUGUUUAAUGACUUCAUGGGCACUUAUAAUCAAGCAAAGGCAAAUGCUCGUAAGUUUCAGGACAAUCUUGACUACUCUCAAUCCUGUGAUGGCUCUCAGACCUUCGAGAGUCUCUCUGAAGAACAAAAGGGUGAAUCCAAGCCUGAAGAGGAUGAAUUUAAUGUGAAUCUACUUAACAGUGAGUUAGACCAGCCAGGAGUAAGAACGAAUAGAUCUGAUCAGAGGUCAUCCUCAAUGAACAUUGAGAAAUCGUUCCACUCAAGCUCGAACUUUGAUGUUUUUGCAACCGUUGAGAAACUCAAGCAGGAGUUAGCAGAUAAAGAUACAAAGAUGAAGGAGUUAGAGCUGAAAGCUCUAACCUCACCCAGAGCUUUGCCCUCUAUCUCCUCCCCUUUACUGUCUCCUGGAAACAAAGAGACCAAAAUUUUGAGGCAGAAGAUCACGGAGCUCGAGAACGACUUGAACAAGAAAGUCGAGCUCUUUAGAGGUGAAAUCAAAUACUGGGAGGAUAAAGCCUCUAACGAGAAGAUCUCUGUUAGCCAAAUUAAGGAUGAACUACACAGAGAGAAGGAGAAUACACAGAGGCUACUCCAGGAGAAGGAAAGAAAACAUAAGACAUACCGUAUCGAGACCCAGAACAAACUUGACGAAGCACGUGAGAAGUGUUCCGACCUUGAGUACCAACUUGUUCGGAAGACUAGAGAAGUCGAGAAAGAAGUAAUUCUCAGGAGCAAUAAUGAGAAAGAAUCGACAGAACAACUUAAGAAGAAGAAUGAGUUGAUCCUUGAACUUGAGGAUAACAACAGAAAAAUCAAAGCACAACUAGAGAUCUACAAGACUUCAUCCUUAGACAAGCUCAGCCAAGAUCAGGCUAAAAAUGAGCUGUCUGAUCGUGUCCUGGAACUCGAGUCGGAACUCAAGAAGUGAAAGAGGGAAAGUGAACAGAAACUUAGUAACGUUAGCAAGGAGCGCGCUCUAAUAGAACAGAAGGUGAAGUUCCUCGUACAAGAGAAGGAAGAAGCCUUGAACAAGCUCAAGAACAGGAAUAUUAGUGAGGAGAAGAUCAUUAAUAUGAUCGAAAAUCGGUACAAGAACGAGCAAGAAGAGAUCAAGAAGGAGUUCACAGAAGCUAUGGAAGCCAAAAAUAAGGAAAUCGAACAAAUCAGGGAAAACUUCGAUGAACUCAAAGAGCAUUUGGAAGAAGAGGUGCAUAAGAAUCAUACAAAUAGUGAAGAAGUCGUCCAAGAGUAUACUUCACGUGUCGAACAGUACGAAAAAGAAAUAGAAUCAAAAGAGCUUAAACUAAGAGAGUUAACUAACCAGCUAUCCAGUACUAAGACAGCUCUUGAACAAGAGAACGCUAAGAUCAGGAAGGACUCAGAGUCCAUGAUCCAGGCUCUCCAGUCUAAGCUUCACCAACUGGAGGCAGAGCUGGCUAAUGUAGGUAAGAUGAGGAAGACCGAUGCCUUCAGGCAAAAUAAUGAGACUGAGGAAAAGAUCAAACAGAUCAAGGAUGUAUACGAAAAUGAGAAGAAAAAGUUCCAGAAUACCCUGAAGUCUAUUAGAAAAGAGAAUGAAGAUGAGAUUAAGUCCAUCCAGGAGGAAUAUGAGGACAAGAUCUCCCAGAGCUCAGCUCAGCACGAGGAAGAGAUUGGAUUCCUUCAAAGACAGAAUCAUCAGAUUAGGGAUGAGUGGAAGAAGGCAGUCGAGCAACUCGAAAGCCAGUUGAAGGCCAGUAGCUCUGAGAAGAAGAAACUUCAGGAGAAAGUUGAUGAGCUCGUGAAGGAAAGUACAAAAAAGGAGAAGGAAAUAACCACUUUGGAGUGCCAAAACCAAUCCUUAGAGAGCCAUAUUAGGGAACGAGAUGAGAUCAUCGAGAUUUACAAUCAAAACCAGGCUGAACAGGAGGAAUCAUUGGAACAAAAACGUGAACAAGAGGUCCAGCUCCGUGAUUUAUCCACCCAAAAAGACCUUCUUGAGGAAAAAGUCAAGGAUUUGGAGCAGAAUCUGUUCGAAAUCACUGAGGAAAAUCAGGAGAGGGUAAACGACCUUAAGACUAAGGUCAAAAACUUGAAGCUUCAGAUGAUCAGGGAUAACAAGAGGGAUCGGGACACUGAAAACCGCCACAAUUUCGGGUACAUCUCCCCUGAGGACAAGAUUGGAGACUUCAUAUUCAUCAGGAUUAGGUCUAUCAAGACCAUCACUCCUCUGUCUGCCAAUACUGAAAGGAACGAGAUCCUUAGGAAAUUCAUGGAGUAUGACAGCUACGAAAUCGAAGUUGUUGAUGAUAGCAAUGAGAGCCAGUACGAGAUCCAUAGAACAGCUCAUGAAAUCCUUGGCUUGUUCAAGAGACUCAAGCAGUCCUUCGAGGGGAGUACCAAGCUAAGUACUGAUUAUAAGUUUCCGGACAACCUAAAAGAGGUCCUGUUUGACAAGAAGUACUGCCAGAAUGAUAUGAGAAAAGUCUCCUUGCAGCAUUACAUCAAUGAUGUAUGCAAGCAAGACCCAUUUAAGAAGAGCCAGGAACUGGCUGCCUUUUUGGAAAUCGCCCGGUUCAAGACCAGCAAACAGUAUGAAGAUGUACUGAGAGAAGUGACUAAUCUUGAACUUGAUUCUGAAAGUGAUCUGGAUUAG
Molecule: messenger RNA, 3680 nt
Organism: Moneuplotes crassus
Lineage: Eukaryota; Ciliophora; Spirotrichea; Euplotida; Euplotidae
Source: the annotation of a GenBank genome assembly